UCCGCUGCUGAGGUGAGGCGGUCGCCCAGUCCGUGGGGUUACUACUGCUGCCGCUGCCGCUGCCGCUGGCUGGGAGGGUCGGGAGAACGGGUGGGGAGAGCCGACGCCUACACUCGCGGCGGGCGCGACGCCAGGGCGGGUCCCUCGACCCGCCUACGGCCUCGCGGCCGCGCUGGAACGGCUGGGCGGGCCCGGGUGAGCCCUGCGCGUCGGGCCUUUGUCCUCCGGGCGGGAACCCCAGACGCACGGGCGAGCCGGGCCUAACGUCCCCGGCGAAGCAAACGCGAGCUUAAGUCGCCCGCGAAGAGCGGCGGGCACUGUCCCUCAGGGGUGCGAGGCCGGUGGCUGCGAACCAGGUGGGUAUUGCAGUUGCUUUCAGUAAUCACCCAGAUCCACUGCUCCUGGCCCAGCUCCUGGUGGAUUAAUGCUGCAGGAUGGCAGCCAUCAACCCGUGGGCUUCCUGGGGUAUCCUUACGGACCAGCCCUGGGGGAUGGCGGCUGUUGACCCGUGGGCCUCCUGGGCUCUGUGUCCUCAGGACUCUACCUGGUGCGUGGAGAAGACCCCUGAAGAGAGGAGGAGGGCCCCCAGGCUUCCGACAGCCCAGGCCCAGGAACCAGUGACCUUCAAGGAUGUGGCUGUGGACUUCACCCAAGAGGAAUGGGGACAGCUGGACCCUAUUCAGAGGACCCUGUACCGUGAUGUGAUGCUGGAGACCUAUGGGCAUCUGCUCUCUGUGGGGAAUCAGAUCGCCAAGCCCGAGGUCAUCUCCCUGUUGGAGCAAGGAGAAGAGCCGUGGUCAGUGGAGCAGGCAUAUCCUCCUGAAGGCACUUGUCCAGAAUGGAUGAGAAAUCUUGAAAGCAAAGCGUUGAUCCCAACACAGAGCAUUCUUGAGGAGGAACAGUCCCAUAGCAUGAAGUUGGAGAGAUACAUAUGGGAUGAUCCUUGGUUCUCCAGGUUAGCAGUUGUGGGAGGUAAAGACCAAUUAGAAAUGUAUCACAUGAACCAGAGUACAGCUGUGAGGCAGAUGGUCUUCAUGCAAAAGCAGGUACUGUCUCAAAGAGGCUCUGAGUUCUGUGAACUGGGGGCAGGGUGUAGCCAGAGCCUAAGCAUUGUUCCAUCUCAGAAAGUUCCUCGAAUAGAACAUUUCUAUAAGCCUGAUACAAAUGCUGAAAGUUGGAGAUGUGACUCAGCCAUAGUGUAUGCAGACAAGAUUACCUGUGAAAAUAAUGAGUAUGACAAAGCCUUCUACCACUCCAUGCAACCUGUUCACCCUGCAAGGGUGCAGACUGGAGAUAAUCUUUUCAAAUGUACUGACGCUGUUAAAUCUUUCAAUCAUAUACUACAUUUUGGUGAUCAUAUGGGAAUGCAUACAGGAGAAAAACUAUAUGAAUAUAAGGAAUGCCAUCAAAUCUUUAACCAGAGCCCAUCAUUUAGUGAACAUCCAGGACUUCAUAUUGGAGGAAACCAGUAUGAUUACAAAGAAUAUGAGAAUAUCUUUUACUUUUCAUCCUUUAUGGAACAUCAAAAAAUUGGUACUGUAGAGAAAGCAUAUAAGUACAAUGAAUGGGAGAAAGUCUUUGGGUAUGACUCAUUCCUUACACAGCAUACAAGCACUUACACUGCAGAGAAACCCUACGAAUAUAAUGAAUGUGGGACGUCUUUCAUCUGGAGCUCUUACCUUAUCCAACAUAAGAAAACGCAUACUGGAGAGAAACCCUAUGAAUGUGAUAAAUGUGGAAAAGUUUUUAGGAAUCGUUCAGCCCUUACUAAACAUGAACGGACUCACACUGGAAUCAAACCCUAUGAAUGUAAUAAAUGUGGAAAAGCCUUCAGCUGGAAUUCUCAUCUUAUCGUACACAAGAGAAUUCAUACGGGAGAGAAACCUUAUGUAUGUAAUGAAUGUGGGAAGUCUUUCAACUGGAACUCCCAUCUUAUUGGACAUCAGAGAACUCAUACUGGAGAGAAACCUUUUGAAUGUACUGAAUGUGGGAAAUCUUUCAGCUGGAGCUCCCAUCUUAUUGCCCACAUGAGAAUGCAUACUGGAGAGAAGCCCUUUAAAUGUGAUGAAUGUGAAAAAGCUUUUAGGGAUUACUCAGCCCUUAGUAAACAUGAAAGAACUCACUCUGGAGCAAAACCAUAUAAAUGUACUGAAUGUGGAAAAUCCUUCAGCUGGAGCUCCCACCUUAUUGCCCAUCAGAGAACUCACACAGGAGAGAAACCCUAUAACUGUCAGGAAUGUGGCAAAGCAUUCAGAGAACGUUCAGCCCUCACUAAACAUGAAAUAAUUCAUUCUGGAAUUAAGCCCUAUGAAUGUAAUAAAUGUGGAAAAUCAUGCAGCCAGAUGGCUCACCUUGUUAGACAUCAAAGGACUCAUACUGGAGAGAAGCCCUAUGAGUGCAAUAAAUGUGGAAAAUCCUUCAGCCAGAGUUGCCACCUUGUUGCCCAUCGGAGAAUCCACACUGGUGAGAAACCCUACAAAUGUAAUCAAUGUGAAAGAUCCUUUAACUGUAGCUCUCAUCUUAUUGCACACAGGAGAACUCAUACUGGAGAGAAACCAUAUAGAUGUAAUGAAUGUGGGAAAGCAUUUAAUGAGAGUUCUUCCCUUAUUGUACAUCUGAGAAACCAUACUGGAGAAAAACCCUACAAAUGUAAUCAUUGUGAGAAAGCUUUCUGUAAGAAUUCUUCUCUUAUUAUUCAUCAGAGAAUGCAUAGUGGAGAGAAACGCUUUAUAUGCACUGACUGUGGAAAAGCCUUUAGUGGUCACUCAGCCCUACUUCAACACCAGAGAAAUCAUAGUGAAGAGAAACUCUGUGAAUUGAAUUGAUGAGAGAUUUUUCUUUUAUUGUACAUUUGAUAACACAUUGCAAAAAACCCUAUAAGUGUAAUCAAGAGGGGAAAUUUUUAAUACGAGUUCAGUAAGACUUCUCCCCUUGUUAAUCAGUAGAAAUUAUCUUCGUAGAAGAAACCUGUGAAUGAAAAGAAUAGGCAAAAGCCUUCCACAGUUGUGUAGACUUUAUUUAACAUCAAAUAAUUACAGUGAAGAGGACACCAGGAAUCCUACUUGAGCAACAUGAACGUAGGGAAUGAGACAUCUUUUAGUAAGAGAUCUCAACUAUUUGUGGAUCAGAGUGCAUUGUUAAGGGAAAAUCUUUAUCCUAGGAAAAGUGUUUCAACUAGAAAUACGCUGUUUCGCAUCAAGCUGGAAUAUUGGAUGGAAGCUUUACAGUAACAUUUUGUGCAUCAUUACGGAAACACAGAUUGUGCUAUUAUAAGGGGAGGGUCUGGGUGCCCUUUAAGGAAUAGAAUAUGGAAUACUAAACCUGAAUUUAAGGGAAAAAAAAGUGUUGAAUGCGAUAUUUACUGUUGAUCGAGAUUAACCUUAGAAAAGAUUAGUAAAUGAGAUUACUAAUGAUGGAAUGGUAUUGCCCAUAAGUAUGAGACUGAUGUUGGAACAAAAGGUGAUACUUAAUAACCCAGUGUGUCAGUGACCAUGGUUUACUCAUUACUGCAUUGUUGGACAAUUAGUUUGUAAUCUGUUUUAGGCAGUCACUGUAAGUUAUAAAUUAUGGAUACUGAGUCAAUAUACAUAACAAAAAGAAUAAAAAGGACACAAAAUUGUAUAUACAUAUCUACUAUAACAUCUAAAAAGUGUAUAUGCAUAACGACUGGAAAGACUCAUGGAUAAAUUAACCCAGUUAAGGUUUUUUUUAAAGUUUUACAAACACAUACAGCACUUAUCAUGUGCUAGACUUUGUUUUAAAUACUCUUCAAAUAUUAACUUGUUCAGUCCUGUUAAUUCUAUGAGAUAGGUACUAUUAUUAGCCCAGUUUUACAAAGGGAGAAACUGAGGCAGAAAUCAUGAGAAACCUACCUAAGGACACACAGCUAGUUAGGAAUAGAAAGAUUGUUCGGCUCCAGAGAUUGUUUUAACCACUGUGUUGCACUGCCUCUGCAGUGAUUUUUUUCCCCUAAUGUUUUUUUUUUAAUUUUGUCCAGUGUUCUUAUAGUAGAUAUUUGAUAAUAAAAAUCAAAUUCCUAAACAAUGAGAAAUAAAGUUACCUGGCUUUCUGCCCUGUGGGAUUUCGGGUACCAUGAGAGCAAAGCUCCCUUUGGAAUAUGAAGUCUGGAUUGGACAUUCAGAAUCAGUGCAUUUUCUGGGCCCUGGGUUCCCUAAAAUUUCACCACCUAUGACUCUGAAGAUUACAGCAGAGCAGGGGCUGGAGGACUCACUGGAGGUUUGGGCAAGUCAGAGGAAAUGCCCCUUGAUGGGUUUAGAAUGCCCUUCAUGAGGCAGAGGGCAAGAGACACAUCUGCACAUGAGAGCACCAUUUCUCGAGGUCUCCCUAGAAUUCAAUGUUUAUAUUUUCUUUAUCUUCUCCAGAUGAAGAGAUUACUUGAUAGUAGGGAAGAUUCAGAAGGGAAAGGAGCUAAUCAGUCAUAAAACGAGGAAGUUUCUCUGAGUGCUCAGAGUGGAAUCGGGGCAAGAUGAAUAGGAGGACUUGGGUGGCGUUUCUUCGGUUCACAAAUAUUUCCUGUAUUUCCCUAAGGUACGGCUAUCAUUAGGGGCCAGCAGUCCUUCCUGGAUGGGUUUCAGGGGCAUUGGUUAGCAAUCCAGGGUACAGAAGGUUCAUCUAGUUCUUGAGGGGUCCAUGACUCUCCAGUGGUUGAGAAAAAGUGGCCUGCUGGUAUGGUGGGACUCUGUGCUCACUGUCAGACUCCCGUAGCUGGCGCUUCCAUAGGUAUGUAACACUGACCCUACCUUAAUGUAUAGGGGUUACACAGUAAAGGUUGCCGGGGUAAAUUCAUUGGAUUCUUGUGUGCUUUGUGCCGAGAUCCUUGGCGAGGACACAGGCAGCACUAUUAACCUCUGUAUGACACGGCAGCCUAGUGCAUCGAGAGGCGCACUGCCAAUAUAUGGGUAUGGUGCCCUAAUACCCUAAGCAAUACACUUCGAACCCAGAGCGUCUGACGUAGGGACUACAGAGGAGUUUGUAAGUCAUACACAAAUACUCCACAAGCAUCCUGGCAAGUUCUGUAACUGUACCACCAAGCUUAGUAUCUUUUAAAAAAUACUUCUAAAAGGGCCUCCUGGACUUCUAAAGUGUCCUUCUAAAAGGGUCCCAGACUUCUGCUUCCUCCUAGAAGGAUUCCCUACCUCCCUACCACCUAUUACACAACCUUGUGUAUGCCAAGGGCUCUCAGGUCCCCUCUUACCUCCCUUAUUCUAACCCACAUCUAGCUCAGUUCAUUGCCCUUUUGAUCCCCACGCUCCACUCUUCCCCAACUCUGAAACCUGCUGGGCCCAGGUGGAACUCUCCAUUCAGCCACCUUCUGCUGUGACUGAAACUUGGGUCUCCCCUCUGCACAGUACCUUUUCUUACGAUCCUUGCGGGGAGUGGCUGCUUUCUCUCCCGCUCUUCAUUUGUCGCUUCUUCUUUGUUUCCCCUCCCUUCUCUCUAAAACUGAGUUCUGACUCUUGGGACACCAAACUGUCGUAUCACUCUUGCUUCCCUCUGUUGCAGUCACCUUAUGAAUGGUUCACCCUUCCCAUCCGUAAAGAUUUCAGCUCUUGCUGUAUUGCAUCUAAAACCACCCCCAUCAUAAUACCUCCUGAUUUUAUUGUCCAGGUAGAUGAUCUUCCUGUGUCCUGACCUCACAGUUCUUUGACCUGUCUGCUCACGGUUUUGUCACCCACCCUGCAACAGACAGUCACUCCCAUUGUCAUCCCUAGGACCAUUCCAUUACCAGUGACUGGAACCUCUCCACCAUUGGUUUCAAGUGUCUUUUCCUAAGCUAGUUGGCUGUUUAGUACCAAGAUUCCAACAAUCCCUUCACUGAAUCUUCCCUUACGCUUGCUCCCAGCAGACGACUUUGCUUCCUGUUUCCCUGAGUGACAGAAGCCAGCAGAGGCCUUACAUGACAUCUGUCCACCUUCCCUACCCACUUUCCGUAAUUUCCGUGCCUUCCCACUGGUGCCUGUAUAUGAACUGACUGGGUUGGCACCAGAGCCUGUCCCAUGUCCACUACUCCAAGACAUCGCUCCAGCAAGUUUCCCUUAUCUCUUGUAUCCUCAGGUUUUCUAUAUAUACUGGAUUAUCCCCAUGGACAUGUAAACAUACUUUAAAAAAAAAACAAAACAAAAAACCCUCUGGCUCCUGAAUCAUUCUCUGCUUUGUUUCAGAAAGCAAAAUAUCUCAAAAGUUGUCUCUUCUUGCUGUCUUCACCUCCCUUCCAUUCUUUCUUUUUUUAAAAAAAAUAUUUAUUAUUUUUGGUUGUGUCGGGUCUUAGUUGGGGCACACGGGAUCUUUCAUUGCGGUGCAUGGGCUUCUCUCUAGUUGUGGCACGCAGGCUUAGUUGCCUGGCAACAUGUGGAAUCUUAGUUCCCCGACCAGAGAUUGAACCUGCGUCCCCUGCAUUGGAAGGCGGAUUCUUAACCACUGGACCACCAGGGAAGACCCCUUUCCAUUCUUUCUUGGACCCACUCCAAAACCUACCUUGCUGCCAGAUGACCUCCACACUGCUAAAUCCAGUGGUCAGUUCUGUUUUCUUCCUUGACGUUAUCAGCAGCAUCUUAGAUUCUUAGAUAAUAGAUCAUUCCCUCCUUGAAACACGUUCACGUGGCUUUGGGGACUUGCCUCCUGCCUCUCUGGCCUUCAUUUCAGGCCCCUUGGCUGUUCCUUCCCCACCUCCUUUACCUCUUACUGUCCGACUGACCACUUCCCAUCUGCUCACAGUGCCUUGAUCUCAUCCAGUCUUGAAGCCCUGUAAACACCACUGGUAUGCUGAUGACUCUCCCUUUAAGGCCACAGUUCGAUGAAUUUUGAAAAAUGUCAACACCCUUGCAACCACCACUACAAUAAAAAUAGAGAAGAUUUGCCCUUCUCCAAAAAGUUCCCUCAUGUCUUUUCACAGUUAAUCUCCACCCUACCCCAAGACCUGGGCAACCACAUGUCUGCUUUGACAGUACAUAUUAGAAUUGUCUUUUAGAGUUUUAUAAAGAUAGAAUCAUACAGUAUUGUAUUCAUAUGCUACGUUUGUAUCUAGAUUCUUUUGCUCAGCAUGUUUUGGAGGCUCAUCCACGUUGUAGCAUUUAUCAGCAGUCUACUUUCUUUGCUGAGUAGCUUUCCAUUAUGCGGAUGUGCCACAGGCAGUAGUCAUCCUGUUCACCUGUAGAUGGACACUGACUUGUUUCCAGUUCUGGGCUAGUGUAAAUAUAGCUGCUAUGGACAUUCUUCUUCAGGGCUUUUUUGUGUAUGCAGGUUUUCAUUUAUCUUGGGUAAAAACCUAGAAGUGGAAUAGCUGAGUUGUAUGGUAAGUAAACGUUUAACUUCAUAAGACAUUUCUAUGGGCCUUUUAAUCUGAUGUCUUUAUUCUGUUUUACAUUCUGGGAAAUUUAUCUCAUUUUUUUUUUUUUUUUUUUUU
This is a messenger RNA of Mesoplodon densirostris (Blainville's beaked whale), 7423 nucleotides long. Its product is annotated as zinc finger protein 606. The transcript has 7 exons. Bases 435 to 2825 code for a protein of 796 amino acids. NCBI's taxonomy places the organism in Eukaryota, Metazoa, Chordata, Mammalia, Artiodactyla, Ziphiidae. The record is from RefSeq and is a predicted model, not a curated record. Gene Ontology annotation, biological process: regulation of transcription by RNA polymerase II. Gene Ontology annotation, molecular function: RNA polymerase II cis-regulatory region sequence-specific DNA binding; DNA-binding transcription factor activity, RNA polymerase II-specific.